AUGGAGUCAUUCAUUCCGCAGGGCGGCUUCCAGCUGCCCUUUCAGCGUCGGCUAAGUCGGCUGUACAAUGACACCAAGAAGUCUUCAGACUUCGUCCAGGAGCCGCUCCAGGCUGCCGAUGAUCCUGAGAUCAAGACCAUGCACCGCAAACUGAAAAUACAGAAGGACCGCCUCGUCAGCUGGGGCUUGGAAUGGUCUGACCCCAACCAAGCCGCCGAGAUAGACGAGUCUCUGUCCAAGGCCGGUCUGAGUGACCUCGUCGGUAGUAUUAUGGCUACUAUAAAGGACAUUCUUGCCGAAGCUGAGCCCCUAUGGCUUGCUACCAAACGGCCCCUUGCGAGCGAGAAGGCGCCCGAGAAGGUCACUGGUGAUCGAAAGACGGCCCUGGUCGUCUGGGACAAGGCCAGGUUUGAGGAUUUGGUCAAAGACUUGACCGCUAGCAUUGAUACUCUCUGCGACCUCUCACGGACACGAUCUUCUGCAGCCACAUCUGCCGCCGCUGCCUCGAGGCUGCCCAAGUCCAAAGCGUCCAUGGAGGACCUCCGACCGUUCGGCUCCACAAGGAUACAGACUCCUCAGCAAGUUGAUCCCAAUACCCUCACAAGUCUGAGGUCGAUGCAGGCCAUGCCCAUCUCGCAAACCGAGGUCAGCCAACCUCGGCCUCAGGAGAUCUUCUUCAUGACCAAGCAAGCCUAUGCCGACCUGACCCACCAGCCCGGGCGCCAGCCUUGGUCGCCCCUACUGGUCGAGUAUGCCCAGUUUGACCCUAUAUACUCCGUGACCGGCAUCAUGCCCGAGAUGUCCCGCUUCGAGAAGCUCAGCGCAGGGCUCCAGACAGAGUCUCACCGAGCUCCUGGAACAUGGAUAGGCCUCCCCCUUCUUCUUGGCUAUUAUGAGGACAUGGAGCACUCGCGACUGGCCUUGGUCUACCAGUUCCCUCCCACCUUCAACCCUGUCACAUUCGAGAACCUGACCCAGAACCCGCUUGACAACCUCUGCACCUUGACCGAGCUGCUGAACCGCCCGGACUUCGAGCCCGCGCUUGAGGCCAAGUUUCGACUCGCCUACAACCUGGCGAACACGGUGUUUGACAUGCACGCUCGAGACAUCACUCAUGGUAACCUGCAGGGCUCUAGCAUUUCCUUUUGCAAUCCUGUCGGAAACGAUCCUGGCAUGCCCGUUGGCGAGGUGGAUAUUCGACGUCCGCUGAUCUCCUCGUUCGACGUCUUCCCGGACUCAUCUGCGCCGGGUCAAUCAUCCGACGCCUUCUUGCUCCACCGUCAUCCGCUUGACCCCCGAACUACCACUCAAUCGCCCUUGGCUUCGAAUAGCGAUACUAAGACGCUUGACUUGUACUCCUUGGCCACCAUGCUAAUCUCGAUUGGCCUCUGGACCACACUUGAGAACCUUGUGCCCAACCGAGCUUCUCCGAGCAUCCCCGAGUCGGUCCUGGAGCAACUAGCGAUCAGAUGCGGCACACCCUACAUGAGGGCCGUUCAGUCAUGUUGGAAUGCAGUUGAUCGCGAGCUUGCUCAUCCUGGGUCCAUCGAGGAGAUCAUCAGCCAGGUACAAGUUAGAACCAGUCGAUAUCUGGAAGCCUGCUGCAUACUCGACGGUAUCAGUGGGCUGGAUGAUCGCCUAGGCGAAGAGCGCGCCCCUCCAUCUUCAACCCAGAGAGAGAAGCUAGGUGCAUCGGCUACCUCGCUACCUGGGUCAUCUAAGAGCCCUUCGACAACACGUGGAUAUGAUGUGAAACUUCCAGCGGCGAAGGAGUUGCCGUCGGCCAGUGCUACUAAGCCUGAAAAGCUUCAAGAAUCACAACCAAGCGAGAGCAAACCCGAGCGUACCAGGGAGAAAACACCCAAGCUUCGAUUGUACCCGCAAGUGCCACUGCCAACUGAGGUGGUCGACCAGUGGAACGACAUGCUCAUGCCACAGAUCAACAUGGCUCUCCGAAACUUUUACCGCAAGAAUCCCGAGUCGGUCGAAAUAUCACUUGAAUCGAUUGGAGAAUCCCCCCAGAAGACCAGCCCGACCGUACUCGUUGUUUGCACAUCGGUGAAUAAGGUCCGGGCGAUCCUGAACAGGAAAUUAGGUGUGCUGUUCGAUGGGACGCAAGGAUUUGCCUUGAAAGUAUGUCGUGGAUCGGUGUUGAGAUCCAGAAAAGGCACGACACGAAGCAUGGCCAAGAGCGUGCCUUCCGUGACCACGAGCGAGUUUGGCUCCGCGAAUGAAGUCGAAGAACAAGCCGCAGCGAACCCAGGUUACCAGGAAAGGCCGCAGAAUGGGGCCAGCAUUGGCGCGUGGAUCGGUGAUAAGCAUCUCCCACCCGUCACUUUGGGAGGCAUCAUCAUUGUCGACGACAAGCCCUAUGGUAUGACGGUGCAUCAUAUGCUGGAUGACCCUGAUCAACCCUCCAAAAAUCCCGAAGAACUAAUUGGACAUAUGGGAGGCGCAAAGAGAACCAACGUUUCCCCCUUCCGAAGCAGUGCUGCAGCACAAGGUAUGGCAUAUUUACAAGAGGGAGAUUCGUCAGCGGAAAGCAGCAGCGAUGAGUUUGCAUGCGAGUUUUCCGACUCGGAAUCAGGGCUCUCGGCCACGGAUAUUACAAGCGACGACGAAGAUGACGAGUAUGACGAAGAUGAGCAGUUUAACGAGCCCGGGGACAUUCCUGGCGUGGAGCCUGGUUGUGGAGAUGGGUACAUAAUCACCCAACCUGCUCUCGACGAUGUUAGCGAGGGUUUUUAUCCUUCAGCAGAAACGAGGGACGAGGAUCAUCUGGAUACUUAUACGGUCGGCGAGGUCUAUGCUUCGUCAGGCAUACGGAGAAGGAAUGAAAGCGGGUUGGUCCACGAGAUUGACUGGGCAUUAUUUGAGUUCCAUGGCAACAGACUACCCGAUGAGAACCUUAUACCUCGAGUGGCCGUCGGAAAUGCCCGGCCUCAAGCUUCAAGUUAUGCACAAACCUUGCAGCCGACAGAAGUGGCCCCCGCAAAGUCCCUGCCGGGACUGGAAGUGCAAUGCAACGCGCGCACAAGUGGCCUGCAGACCGGCCAAAUCCUGCCGGCCCUCGCUUCUGUCAAGAUAUACGGUCGAGCCUCCCCAAGCCACACGUAUUCGGUGAGCGGGAGGUCUCCCGUGCCAAGUAGGCACGAGGAUCCGACUAUGGGACUACAACCCCGACAUGGCGCUCGAAGCGGCCACUCACUUGGGGUUCCUGGCGACUCAGGCGCAUGGGUGAUCGAUAGGUUUUAUGGUCGCGUGUGUGGACACGUCUUGGCCUGGAGUGAGCGUAAGCAGGUGGCCUACAUCUGUCCCAUGGAAGUUCUCCUCCUCGAUAUUGCCGAGACAGUCGAAGCGUCAGAGGUACGCCUUCCGGGAGGGGAGGCGGUCGUCAGGAUAGCGAAUGUCGAGGAGAAUACUGAUAUCGUGGAUGUAUCGGACCACGAGAGCUGGGCUGGGGAGGACGAGAUGGAAGCAGGCGACGACGAUAUGCAUCCCAAGAGUGAGCCCAAGCAUAGUCUCUCACUCAGGCAUCAAUAG
Messenger RNA from Anthostomella pinea, 3543 nucleotides. Lineage: Eukaryota; Fungi; Ascomycota; Sordariomycetes; Xylariales; Xylariaceae. The record is from the annotation of a GenBank genome assembly.